AUGUUUCUCAAGAGUGCUUUGCUGGCUACGGCCGCGUUGAGUAGUUCGGCCCUGGCGGCCUUUGGUGUAACGAAGAAUGGUAACAAUAUUGUCGUCGAUGCUGGAUCAAGCAGCCCGCUCGUCUUCACAGUCAACGCGAACAGUUGCGACAUCACGUCGAUCAAGCUGCGCGGCGAAGAACUACAGUCUCCGGAAAAAGGGUCGCACAUUUCGUCCGGUCUCGGAACUGCGACAGUCAAGUACGAAACUAUCGGCAGCCAAUAUAUCAAAGUCACUUGCACAACAAGCACCUUGACGCAUUACCUCGUCGCAAAGUCUGGCGAAUCGACAAUUUAUAUGGCCACCCACACCACGGCUGAGCCUACCAUUGGAGAACUCCGUUUCAUCGCUCGUCUCAAGAGCGCGUCACUGCCCUUGGAGUUUCCCUUCGGUGCUGUUUCGACCACCGCCGGAUCUAGUUCGACGGUUGAGGGCUCCGACGUCUUCGUUGUGAAUAGCCAGACCCGAUCCAAGUUCUAUUCCAGCGAGCGCUUCAUUGAUGACACACGGGUGAGUCUUUCACGUGAUGGUACCGACGCAAUCCACGCUUGCUUCCUCCUGAACAGCUACUCCUACGAAGGCUCGUCCGGCGGCCCCUUCUUCCGCGACAUCAACACGAACAACAAUGGCCCCUCCACCUCGCUCACCUUCUACAUGAACAGUGGCCAUGUGCAAACGGAGAAAUUCCGCAUGGGUCUCCACGGCCCCUAUGCUUUGGCUUUCACCAGAUCCGGUGUUCCCGAAGGCGGCUCAAGGUUGGACACGACCUUCUUCAAGGACCUUGGAAUAACCGGAUACGUUGCGCCCUCGGGUCGUGGGACAGUCUCGGGAACAGCGUCGGGUGUUGGGUCCAGCUUUCAAAAGGUUCUGCAUUGGUAUAACGAUGCUGCCCAGUACUUCGCGUAUGCCGACAGCGCAGGCAAGUUCACCUCUCCCGCGAUGAAGCCUGGAACCUAUACCCAGGUCCUCUACCAGGGCGAGUUCAAAGUCAAGGCUGCGAGCGUGAGUGUCAGUGCUGGGAAGACCACCACGGCAAACAUCGCCGCUGACACGGAGACCAAAACCUCCAUUUGGAGGAUCGGUGAGUGGGACGGCCAACCCAAGGGCUUCCGAAAUGCGGACAAGCAGCUCCGCAUGCAUCCGUCGGACUCGCGAAUGGCAUCAUGGGGCCCGUUGACAUACACCGUCGGUUCAAGCAGCCUCGACAGUGUCCCUAUGGCCCUUGUCAAAGACAACAACCCCUUGACUAUCAAGUUCUCCAACACCUAUACCGCAGCUGCAACUCUUCGUGUCGGCACUACCCUCUCGUUCGCUGGCUGCCGUCCCGCAGUCGUAGUAAACAGCUUCAACGCAGCCGCACCUGCUACACCAACCAAGAUUGACUCCCGUGGCUUCACGCGAGGUGCCUACCGUGGCUUCGGUGAGGUGUACAACUAUGCGAUCCCCGCUGGCACCCUUGUCAGUGGAUCAAACACCAUUACCAUCAGCUGCUUGAGUGGAGCCGCAGGUGGCGGUGGUUUCCUUUCGCCCAAUGUUAUCCUGGACGCCAUAGAGCUUUUCAGAUAG
Messenger RNA from Cucurbitaria berberidis CBS 394.84, 1605 nucleotides. RefSeq names its product polysaccharide lyase family 4 protein. The record is from RefSeq and is a predicted model, not a curated record. NCBI's taxonomy places the organism in Eukaryota, Fungi, Ascomycota, Dothideomycetes, Pleosporales, Cucurbitariaceae. The coding region runs from base 1 to 1605 and encodes 534 amino acids. Gene Ontology annotation, molecular function: carbohydrate binding; carbon-oxygen lyase activity, acting on polysaccharides. Gene Ontology annotation, biological process: pectin catabolic process. The transcript has 4 exons.